AUCCCAACAAGCCCAAGAGUGACAAGGCGACGGUGCUGGGGGACAGCCUGUCAGCGCUGAGAGAGCUGCGCUCCACCGUGGCGGCGCUGAGGGCGGAACACCGCGUGCUGUCAGGGGAAGCCAAGGAGCUGUCAGCGGAGAAGCAGGAGGUGAGGCAGGAGCGGCAGCUGCUGCGCAUGGAGGUGGAGGCGCUACAGGCGCAGCUGCAGAUGCGCAUGCACGCCAUGCUGCCCUGGCUCCCCCCCUCCGCCCUCCCCUCCUUCCCCUUCCCCUCCUCCUCCUCCUCCCCUUCGUCCUCCUUCCCCUCCACUGCCACCCUCUCUGCUCUUGCCGCCUCCCUCCGCCCUCCCAACGGGGCAGCACACUCUUCUGCUGCUGCCUCUGCUGCUGCUGCUGCUGCUGCUGCUGCUGCUUCUCCCUACGCACCAGUUCAUCCUGCUACUGCUACUGCUACUGCUGCUGCUGCUGCUGCCAUGGCUGCUCCUAACGGGGCAGCGCACCCUUUUUCUCCUGCUAACGCGGGAGUGACACAUGGUCCAACCGGUUGGACAACACCCUCUGCUGCCACCGCAAAUGGGACACCACACGCUGCUGCUUCUGUGGCAGUUCCUGAUGGUGCGGCAAGUGCUGCAGUGGAUGGUGCAAAUGCGAACCCCUUCGCCCCUGCUUCUACCGCUUCUAACAGCGUUCUUCCAGCGUUUGCUGUUUCUCAGGCCGUUCCAAGCAGCAUGGGUCACAGCAGCGGCAGCUCGAGCUCCCUGCUUGGGAACCCCGGUUUGCAGCAGAAAACUGAAGGUGAAAUGGUGGGAGCUGCUGAGAUGAGGCAGCAGCAGGUGAGCUGGCAGAACGCUCAACUGCAGCAGACCGUGGUGCAGCAGCAGCCUUUGUAUCCGCUGCAGCCCCCACAUCAGCAGGAGCAGCAUUCACAUGAGCAGCAGCAGCAGCAGCAGCAGCAGCAGCAGCAGCAGCAGCAGCAGCAGCAGCAGCAGCAGCAGCAGCAGCAGCAACGGUUACAACCGGACCAUCUGCUACAGCACCCACAUUACAAACAGCACCAGCACCAGCACCACCAACAGCAACAGCAACAGCAGGUCACAUCUAUAGGCUACCUACAUGGAAACCAUGCCAUCCCCCCUCUCGUUCCACCACCGGGUUUCACCCCAUCCCCGGCCGCUGCUGCCCUCCCUGCUUGUCCCUUCGCCGUCCCCUCUGCUCUCCCCCCCACCGCCCUCUCUAACUCCCCCUCCGCCCCCCCUGCUACUGCUCCCCCUACUGUUCCUGCCACGCAACUCGAAGCAGCAGCCACCGUGCCUGCGCCACUCUUAACCCUACCACCCAGAACGAACCUCUCUACAUCCCCAUCACUGGCCGCACCGUAUGUGACACCACCAACCACCGCACAUUUCCGGGUGUCAGCAUCGGUCACACACUCGCAGCCGGCACCACUUGUGACACACUCCCUGGCGCCACCACCUGUGACACUCCCAAGAGCAUCACCACCCUCAGGGAAGGACCUGACACUAUCCCUGAGCGGUGCAGGCUUCAGCAGUGCUCACAACAGCAGCAGCUCGCUGCAGCAGGCACAGCCUGGACGCAGUCUUGUGGGGCCAGCAGCAGCAGGUGAAAGCAGAAUGUUGGGCAAGUUAGCAGAGGAGCACGGAAUACAUGGAACAACAGCAGGUGAGCAGGGGAUGCAUGGGGCAGCAGGUGAGCAGGGGAUAGAGAGGGCAGCAAAGGACCAGCAGGGGACGCAGGUGGCAGCAGCAGCAGCAGCAGGCGACGAGAGCGUGCUGAGGCAUGCUGUGAACGAAUGCACACAGCCGAGGGUAGCAGGAGGCAGUCAGGAAACGCAGAGGAUACCACAAGACCAGCAGGGCAAGCAGGCGACAGCAGCAGCAGGCGACGAUAGCAUGCUGAGGCAUGCUAUGAACGGAACCACACAGCCGGGGGCAGCAGGAAGUGCAGAGGAGAAGGGCGCGGUUGAGAACUCUCAGGAAGGCCUUCUGCCAAAAGUGGUGGGCUCGAGUGUGAGUGACUGUCAAGAACCCCUCUUACCACAACACGUGGGCUCAAGUGCUGCCGACUCUCGAGAACCUCUAAGCUUGACAUCGGGGGUGGUCCGCAAAUGGGCUGUGGAUGGACGGGAGGAGGGUGCAGAGCGAUUAGUUUUUGCUAAGUCUCCAAAAUUAGCUGAGGAAGAGGGCAGACGGGAGGGAUGGGUGGGUUCUCCCCUCGAGGGGUGUGGGCAGGGGCGGCUGGGGAAUGUAAAGGAGGAGGAGAAGGGGGAGGAGAAGGAGGAAGGAGGUGGUGGUAGGGGUGAUCAAACAGGGGAUGAGGAGAUGGAGACGGCGGAGAAGGUGGGGGAGCAGAGCAGGAAGCGCAACUGGCUUUCGCUGUUCUGA
Messenger RNA from Closterium sp. Naga37s-1, 2402 nucleotides. The record is from the annotation of a GenBank genome assembly. NCBI's taxonomy places the organism in Eukaryota, Viridiplantae, Streptophyta, Zygnematophyceae, Desmidiales, Closteriaceae.